Messenger RNA from Balaenoptera ricei (Rice's whale), 2017 nucleotides. RefSeq names its product docking protein 5 (gene DOK5). Bases 338 to 1258 code for a protein of 306 amino acids. Gene Ontology annotation, biological process: cell surface receptor protein tyrosine kinase signaling pathway; positive regulation of MAPK cascade. Gene Ontology annotation, cellular component: cytoplasm. NCBI's taxonomy places the organism in Eukaryota, Metazoa, Chordata, Mammalia, Artiodactyla, Balaenopteridae. The record is from RefSeq and is a predicted model, not a curated record. The transcript has 8 exons.
AGAGGCUGGGCUGGAUCCCAGCCGCCGCUCCUCCUCCCGGCAGGCUGGCUGAUGAGUCAGCUGACGCCGGCGCUCCAGCCUCGCCUCGCGGCGCUGCGCUCCCUGCGCUCCCCCAAAGUGGCUGCAAACCGGCCGCCCACUUUCAGGUUUUGGGGGACGGAGAAAGUGAUGUGCGCCUUCUGAAGCCACGCCGGGCCGCAGCCGUAGCCGCUUCACCUUGUCAACUUUCUCCUUCCCCACCCCAAAGCCUUCUCUUGACCCUGGCCUCAGCCCUCCCCAAAGCCACUUAGGGUGCGUGCGCUUGGGUGAGGUGGGGGGUUGUCACUGGCUGUCCGGGAUGGCUUCCAAUUUUAAUGACAUAGUGAAGCAAGGGUACGUGAGGAUCCGGAGCAGACGCCUAGGGAUUUAUCAACGAUGUUGGUUAGUAUUCAAGAAAGCUUCAAGCAAAGGUCCAAAAAGACUGGAGAAAUUUUCCGAUGAACGUGCUGCAUAUUUUAGGUGUUAUCAUAAGGUUACAGAACUCAACAACGUGAAGAACGUAGCUCGGUUGCCAAAAAGCACCAAGAAACAUGCCAUAGUGAUUUAUUUCAAUGAUGAUACCUCCAAGACCUUUGCUUGUGAAUCAGAUCUUGAGGCUGAUGAAUGGUGCAAAGUUCUCCAGAUGGAGUGCGUAGGGACACGAAUCAAUGACAUCAGCCUUGGAGAGCCUGACUUACUGGCUACGGGGGUUGAGAGAGAACAGAGUGAGAGAUUCAAUGUGUAUUUGAUGCCAUCUCCUAACUUAGAUGUACAUGGCGAAUGUGCCUUGCAGAUUACAUAUGAGCACAUCUGUCUUUGGGACGUCCAGAAUCCCAGAGUCAAACUCAUCUCUUGGCCGCUAAGCGCCCUGCGGCGGUAUGGACGAGAUGCUGCUUGGUUCACUUUUGAGGCAGGGAGGAUGUGUGAGACUGGUGAAGGGCUGUUUAUCUUUCAAACGCGAGAUGGGGAGGCCAUCUACCAGAAAGUCCACUCUGCUGCCUUGGCCAUAGCUGAGCAGCACGAGCGCUUGCUACAGAGCGUGAAAAAUUCAAUGCUCCAGAUGAGGAUGAGUGAGCGGGCCGCCUCGCUGAGCACCAUGGUGCCCUUGCCUCGAAGCGCCUACUGGCAGCACAUCACGCGGCAGCACAGCACAGGGCAGCUCUACCGCCUGCAAGAUGUCACCAGCCCUCUGAAGCUUCAUCGAACAGAGACUUUUCCUGCCUACCCAUCUGAGCACUGACGGAACUGCCAAGAAUUGCUGUGUGACAUGCUUGUGAUGUGUCAGGCACAGAUCCACCCGGGAGGUCAGAGGAUGACCCCAAGGGAAGCGCUGAAGAAAAGAAGCUACACGUCCUGGCUAACUGGUCCUUGGGAAACUCUGCAAUACCAUAUUUGUCUUUUUCUUUUUUUCCUUUCUUUUUUUUCCCCCCUUAAAAAAAACUUAGCAUAAUUGAAACCUUUUCCUUAAAAGGUUUUUCUUUUUUCUUUCCUUAAAAAAAAAUUAGCAUAAUUGAAACCUGCUCUAUAGACAUUGACGUUUUCUUCCCUCUUUUACAGUUGGACAGAAAGGAGUCGAUGCCACAAAAUGAUUUUCUAUUGUAGAUACCAUGUCCCUUGCACCUCUCUGAAUCUAUCCUUUUGCCGAUUCUUGUGGUUUUUCCUUCUGAGUGUUUCAAUUGUAUGACAGUACUGACAAUAAAAUGGCUCUUAAUUAUUUGUUAUUUGUUUAGACCGUAUUCCUCAGUUAUUCAUAUUAUGGUUCUGCUUAACUGUUGGCCAUCAUAUUUUAUUAUAUUCCCCAUUAGUUAAAUCAGUGCUUUAACUCAGUAUUACCUAUUAUGUUAAUAAAUCACCUUUCCAAGCACCCUUUAUAUUCUUUAUAGGGUUACAAUUUCUCUCUCACACCAUCUCCCCUCUCCCUCCUUUUUAAAAAAGCCUUUAUUUUGUUUGGUGUACUUUCCCAAAACAUUUUAAAAUAAAAGAUCAUUCUUCACCCAUA